CACAAGUUCCCUCCUGAUGCCCUCCUGAUGUUUUGGUUGACUUCUUUUUUCGGUGGGACUAUUUUGUUGUUUUGCUUUAUCAAUAUUUUGUAAUCUAUAGAUUGUCAACGACAGGAAGAACAUUUCUCUGUUGGGCAAAAAAAGGUAUACUGUUCAUCACACUGUGGGAACUGCAUGCUGUUCAAGGAGUGUAUCAAAGUUGUCCUCAUAUAGACUGUCUAAGAACAAGGAUGAUAAUAGGACCUGUAUCCUUACACGUCUGAACCUACCCCAAACCAUGAGCAAACGAAAACUGAGUCUCAAGUGGUUCGGAAGUAUCUCCAAUCUCUCCAUCCGUAGUUCGGCAGACAAGACAGACCCCAAGAUAACCUCAAAGCCUGAUGGGAGCCACAGUGACAAAACUUUGGGGGCCAACUCAGUUGAUGACACGGAUACCUGCUUACACAGCCCGGGCUAUGCUCGCUCCAGUGACAUGUACACACACGUAGGUACCGUGCCUCGAAAGGAGAGGCAGAAAAGCAGCAAGGGGUCAAAGAAAAAAAGGAGUAGCAAAGGUCAGAUCAGUGGAGGGCAGAGCCAGUGUCAGGCUGGUGACUAUGUACGAGAUUCUCCUCUUCUGAGUGUCCUGUCUAGUACCCAUCUUUCAGCUUUAGAGAAGCCUUUGCCUGGUGGCCUUACAGGGAAAACACUGCCAGUGGUUCAGGCCCCCACUCACUCUCCCUCACCCAGCUGUGACACAGAUACACUGCCAUCCCGUAAAGGCUCAUAUGAAGUACCCAAGUCCUUAGCACUUAAUAAACCCUCAGGAAAUCAAGAUCCACCAUUGACAUGUGAGGACCACUCAGGGGUCAAUGCAGCCAGGACCAAUCCUUGUGCGCCUGACCCUGCCACUAUGCCUUCCUCCCCGAGCACUCAGUACUACUCUGACCCAGUGUCACCCACAGUGCUUACCAAGGACUUGUAUGAGGUGAUGGACCCUAUAGCACAGGUGGUCCACAGAGAUACAGAGGAGAAGACACAAGAUGAUGGAAGCAGGACUCUGGGAGAUUCACAGCGGAUGGGGACAUUUGACUGCCAAUUGGAUCCCAUUGAAAGCAAAGGCGAAUAUGUGAAGUUCUCCAAGGAGAGGUUCUGGUUGGAUGUCCCGUCUGAGAAGCUGCGCAGGGAGCUGGAGGAAGAGCUGAAACUAAGCAGCAGCAAUCUGCUGAGCCACGGCUGGUACCAUGGACACAUCCCCUGGGAGGUGUCAGAGACUCUGGUGUUGCACCAUGGGGACUUCCUCAUCCGAGACUCUCUCUCCAGCCUGGAAGACUAUGUGCUGACCAACCGCUGGAACCACAACACCCUGCACUUCCUAAUAAGCAAGGUCCUGCUUCAGACCAGUGAGACCUACACCCGGGUCCAGUACACCCUGGAGGGAGAGGCCUUCGACUCCGUGCCUGCUUUGGUUCACUUCUACGUGGGGAACAGGAUGGUUUUGACUCAGCAGAGUGGGGCUCAGAUCCACAGUCCCGUUAAUCGUACUCUACCACUACACUACUUGGAGGCAGCCUUUGCUCUGGCCAACCACAAAGGCUAUCUGAACUCUCCCCCCUGUCAGAAAGGGGCUCUGGUCAAGACCCAGAGUGGGAAUAUGAUGGACAAGAUCUGCCCACUUAGCCCUUCUACUGUUCACCACAGGGAGGUAGUCAGGAGCUGUAGCUUCAAUUUGGAUCAGAUUGAGAAAAUCCAUCAGCCCUCUUCACCUAUUGGAGAGAACCUUCUCUCUUCACCAUUCAUCGCCCAGCAGCCCAGGAGUCCACGUGUCAUCAGACUGCCAGAGGUGGCUCCCUCCCCGUCUGUCUCCAGACGCUCCAGCCCCUCCCCCUCCCCCAACAACAACACACAACAGACCACCAGAGCCCAGGCCUCACCAACCCACAUAUAUCUGCCUCCAGACACAGACAGCAGCUACAGUCAGCUCUGUCCUGCCACCCCACCAGCUCAGAGUUAUGUGAAGCGGCUGUGUACGGAGGAGGAGGAGGAGGGACAGAGUGUUGUAGAUCCUGUGAAGGAGGAGAAUGUGUAUGAGGUCCCUAUAGUGGAAACAGCCUCUGCCUUCAGGCCUAGUAGGUACCAGUCCCCACUGAUGCCCAAGGAGAACAGGCCCCUGGAGGUGGGGGUGCUGAGGAGGGUCAAGGAGCUGCUAGCCCAGGUGGAUGCCAAGACAGCGGCUAAACACAUCACCAAGGCUGACUGCAUGGUCGCCAGAAUAUUGAACGUGACUCCGGAGUUGCAGAGGAAGAUGGGUGUAAGUUCUGGGAUGGAGCUACUGACCCUCCCACACGGUCACCAACUCCGUCUGGACCUGCUGGAAAGGUUCCAGACCAUGUCCAUCAUGCUAGCUGUGGAGGUGCUGGGCUGUACUGGCAGCACUGAGGAGAGAGCUUCCCUGCUGCACAAAACCAUCCAAAUGGCUGCUGAGCUCAAGAGCAACCUGGGCAACAUGUUUGGCUUCGCCGCCAUUAUGAGAACCUUAGAGCUUCCACAGAUCUGCCGUCUGGAGCAGACGUGGAUGGUGUUACGCCAGCGACACACAGAGGGCGCUAUCCUCUAUGAGAAAACAUUGAAGCCUUUCAUGAAGCGCAUGAACGAUGGGAAAGAGAGCUGUGCAUUUUCUAACACAUCUUUCCCGCACGUGGUGCCCCUCCUAUCCCUCCUGGAGAAGAGUGUGGCGGUGGCGGACGGGGCGGAGCCCUGGGAGACGGUGGAAGCGGGGAUGGAUGUGGUGAUGAGUCAUCUGGCGGCGGCACGUACCAUGGCACAGCUGGGAGGCAACUACUGCGCCAACGCAGAGAAAAAGCUACAGGGUUUCCAGGAGCAAGCUGAGGUUCUAGAACUCUUCCUCACAGAAUUCCAGAUGAGGUUGCUGUGGGGGAGUCGCGGGGCGGAGGAGAACCAGGCAGAGCGAUACACCAAGUUUGACCAGGUGUUGACCGCCCUGUCCAACAAACUGGAGCCCCCCCCCAUUCGGCACAGUGACCUUUAACCCCAACCCACAUUGGACUUGAAUGGAUCUGUGUCUUGCCUUUGUCUCUUGAAAUGAGAAGCAACUCCUGUCAAGUACUCCGUGUCAACUGACAUGGCUGUACCAGCAAGACUGAGUCAGGACAUUUCUUUUUGUCUUAAGAGAUGCUAUGAUAUGGCUUAAGUUCAUGGUUCUGGGUAAUAAGGUAGGCUACUAAUGCUGCUUUAUCAUUUCACAUAAAAAUAUGCUUCACUACACAGACUUGUGCUGUGAAAUAGUAAACAGAGAAUCAUGCUCUGUUAGCAUAUGGCCACUCCAGGGUUGUUGCUGCUCCUUUCAAUAUCAAAUACCACUGUUAUAGAAGUGAAGACCAGCCUUGCACAGAGUGCAAAAGUCUCACUGCCCUUCCCUCAAUGCCUAUGAGGCUGUGCCUUAUGUGUGAGAGAAUAAUCUGAAGUAGAUUUGGUCAAUCCUUUGCCAGUAUCAAUAAAUGUUGCUCUUGUAUGUUAUAAUAAGCCUGCUUAUGAAGGCUGUGCCUUACUUAUGAGACUAACUAGCUUAUAACAAGAAGGGAAUUUUGUUCUUUGCUCAGUAGCAUUGUAUUUGUUACAUUAAUCAUGGUACACAGAGGACAAAGGGUGCACUUCAGUCGGGUAACAUUCAUGGUCAAUCAACACAUGCAUUUCGAAACCUAUUUAGCACAUCAUAGUCAUCUCUGUUGUGUGUACAUUAACUUAUACUCUAACAUUACUUACAUUAAGCAGAACAUUUUACUUGCUUAUAACUUAUUAUAAGUCAAUAAGUUUGUAAUAUAUGUAGGGAAAGUGUUCAAAUGAAUAAUGUUACUAGUAUUUGUUGUUGUCCUAGUUCUGUGAUCAGUGAUGAGAGACAAGAAAUCCAACCACUACCACUCAAUCAUGCAUGAUACUGUAUACGUCACUAUGCAAUACAUAUUUACUUUUGGUGCUAUUCACCAAAAAUGUGUGUAUUUUAUUAUGAAUUCGAUCAAGCUGGUACUACAUCAGAACAUGCUUUGAUAGGGUCAGUUAUCAAACAAUGCACUGAUCUUAGUUCCAAAGGUGCAAAUUAUUUAAUGAUAUGUUUGGAAUCUAAGCCUAUUGUCCAUGUAUUCAACGUAAAUGCUAUGGAUAUAUUGACUGACCUGACUAUAUGACAUAUGUAAUAUAAUUUAAUAAAAAUCAUUUAUUGGUGUUGGAA
Molecule: messenger RNA, 4225 nt
Organism: Salmo salar (Atlantic salmon)
Lineage: Eukaryota; Metazoa; Chordata; Actinopteri; Salmoniformes; Salmonidae
Product: SH2 domain-containing protein 3C
Biological process (GO): small GTPase-mediated signal transduction; positive regulation of peptidyl-serine phosphorylation
Molecular function (GO): phosphotyrosine residue binding; guanyl-nucleotide exchange factor activity
Source: RefSeq, a predicted model, not a curated record